This is a messenger RNA of Juglans regia (Persian walnut), 1948 nucleotides long. Its product is annotated as ribosomal RNA small subunit methyltransferase F-like. Gene Ontology annotation, molecular function: methyltransferase activity. The transcript has 10 exons. NCBI's taxonomy places the organism in Eukaryota, Viridiplantae, Streptophyta, Magnoliopsida, Fagales, Juglandaceae. Gene Ontology annotation, biological process: RNA methylation. The record is from RefSeq and is a predicted model, not a curated record. The coding region runs from base 91 to 1272 and encodes 393 amino acids.
AAUGCUCUUACAUGUGCGAACCCUAAAGUCUCCUCCAAUCAAUUUUCUUCUGCUAUUUUACAGGCCUGUGACGGUGCGACCUCCUAUUUCAUGGAAGAAAGUUCAAGAUUACCGUUGCCGGACGCGUUCCUUGAUUUUCUCCUGGAAAAUGGGCUUGAUCCUUCGAUGUACACUGCAAGGGUUUCGACCCCUCGUUACGUAAGGUUGAAACCUAGUUCUGAAGAUUUUGUUGAAGAGAUUGAAGAUGAGAUGAAAUGCAAGCUUGAGAAAGUGGGUUGGUUACCUGGGUUCUAUUCUCUUCCGCCUGAUAUUCAGAUUGCUAGCUCAAGGGCGUACCGAGAAGGCAAGAUGUACGGAAUUGAUGCGGCCUCUGGAGCUGCCGUCAGAGCACUAGAUGUUUCAGCAGGAGAUCAUGUCCUUGAUCUCUGUGCUGCCCCUGGUGCUAAACUGUGUAUGAUAGCAGAUAUUCUUGGCAAAUCAGGAUCUGUAACUGGAGUUGAUGUUGCAAGCCAACGUAUGGCAGCUUGUAGAACUUUGCUACAGAAAUAUGCGCUGGGUGAUCGAUGCCGACUCUUUGUUGCUGAUGGAACGACAUUUGCCCUCCUUCCUGUGAUGUUUCAUUCAGAUUCAAAAUCAUGUGAAAGUGCAGUGGAAGGAAAGGGAGAUGCAUUCAGGGAGUGGACAUCUAGAAGACCAUAUAAAGAAAGAAAAAAAGCAACUAAAGCUAUGAAAACCAUUUCUUCACAGUUGGUUCGGGCGACUCAAAAUCAACAACUCAUAUUUUAUGGGCGGCAUUCUGGAGUGGUUGGGCUCACUAGAAGUGAAUUAUAUCAACCUGCUUGUGACUGUGAGGUUUCAAGGCGGGGCUAUGACAAGGUCCUUGUGGAUGCAGAGUGCACUCAUGAUGGGUCAAUUAGACAUAUUCAAAAAUUUGAACAAUGGGGUUGGAAAACUCUUCAGCGUCGUGUAUUGGAUGCAGAAAGAACUGAUAGCUUGACUGCACUUCAGUUGAGACUUCUGAGCAAUGGUUUUAACCUGCUAAAAGUUGGGGGAUCACUGGUCUACAGCACUUGCAGUUUAACAGUUGCUCAAAACGAAGAUGUCGUAGAGCAGUUUCUCAAGGAACAUGCUUCUGCUGAGCUGCGGGAGGUGGAGGAUGCCAAAAAUUGGCCUUGCAAGAGCGGGCGGAUACCAAAGACCUUGCGCUUUGACCCUUUGACAUCACAAACUAGUGGACUCUUUGUAGCAAAGUUCAUGAAAUUGGCCAUUUAAUGAGGAGUUUCCUUGGUUGAAUCUAUUGCCCUUGUGGAAAAAAAUUACUCAUUGGCUGCUAACCUGUCACGAAAGGGAUUGAUGUAGUCCUAUAGUAUAAGUUGAACGAUCUAAGACAACAGUUACUUCCUGGGUCACUAGGUUAUUCCUGUACAUUGAUGCUGCCUCAGCUUGCAACAAUGGUCUUGUCGUCCAAGCAUGGGGGAACCUGUAAAAAAACUUCACUUCGACUCUUCCGGAUUUGCAUUUUACAGGCUUCUGAAAGCGGGAGGGCUCAAAUCGGAUUGUAUUCCAAGGGAAGUCCCUGUGGUGUCGUCACUGUCGUGGAAAGUCUCAGUUGCUCGUUCCGAUUAACAGUUGUUGGCUAGAUCCUAUCCGGUAUUAAAAAUUCUAUGUGCAGUUACUUUUACGUACUCUCUGUGCACUCUAUUAAUAUGAUUGGCUGCAUCAUUUUUUUUAAUAAAAAAUAACUGUUUUAGUCAAUUACAUCAAUGAAGUGCGCAAAGAGUAUGUAGAAAUGACUGAAUGUAACAAAACUCAGUUAUCACUACCCUUGACUUUUUACUUAAUAUCUUGUGGUCUUGUUGGUGCUGGUGAUCAAUUUACACUAGAAGAAGAGGUAGAAUGAUAGACAUCCAUGAAUUGAAUUAGUUAAAUCUUAACAUGAAUUAUUUCA